GUUGGUUUUCCAGAUCAACGUCCGUGUGACCACCAUGGAUGCAGAGCUGGAGUUUGCCAUCCAACCAAAUACUAAAGGGAAACAGUUCUUUGACCAGGUGGUGAAGACGGUGGGACUACGGGAGGUCUGGUUCUUCGGCCUGCAGUAUGUGGACAGUGAAGGCUACAGCACUUGGCUCAAACUCAACAAGAAGGUACAUCAGCAGGAUGUGAAGAAGGAGAACCCUCUGCAGUUUAAAUUCAGAGCCAAGUUCUUCCCUGAGGACGUCUCUGAGGAGCUAAUCCAGGAGAUCACACAGAGGUUAUUCUUCCUGCAGGUGAAGGAGGCUAUUCUGAACGAUGAGAACUACUGUCCUCCAGAGACUGCCGUGCUUCUGGCGUCGUACUCUGUCCAGGCCAAGUAUGGAGACUAUAACAAAGAUGUCCACAAGGCUGGGUACCUAACCCACGACAGACUGUUGCCUCAGAGAGUCCUGGAGCAGCACAAGCUUACCAAAGAGCAGUGGGAGGACAGAAUACAGACCUGGCAUGAAGAACACAGAGGAAUGCUCAGAGAGGACUCUAUGAUGGAAUAUCUUAAAAUCGCCCAGGACUUGGAGAUGUACGGAGUCAACUACUUUGAGAUCAAAAACAAAAAGGGCACACAGCUGUGGCUGGGCGUGGAUGCCCUUGGCCUCAAUAUCUACGAACACGAAGACAAGUAAGGGACACACAC
Messenger RNA from Notothenia coriiceps (black rockcod), 714 nucleotides. RefSeq names its product radixin. The record is from RefSeq and is a predicted model, not a curated record. The coding region runs from base 35 to 703 and encodes 222 amino acids. Gene Ontology annotation, molecular function: actin binding. Gene Ontology annotation, cellular component: cytoskeleton. The transcript is spliced from 6 exons. Lineage: Eukaryota; Metazoa; Chordata; Actinopteri; Perciformes; Nototheniidae.